UGCUAUGGUUAUGGGUCCUGAAAAUGACACAGAAUCUGAGCAGUCACCAGCUGCCACUUAGCUAAAGAAAAGAAAACUAAUAUCAAUUAUUGUCAUCAAGCCAUCGAUAAACUACAUGACAAACGGUUAACUCUAGGCCACGCCACGCCACCACCAUGUCUUCUCUGUACUAAACCACGCCACCUCACUCUCCAUAAAUUAGCCAAUUUCCAUUAAUUUUUAUCGAAUUUUCUUAUCUUCUUGCAAAUGUUUUGAGGUUAUAUUGCACUUCUGUGCUGGCUGAUUUUGAUCGAGAAUCAUGACGGUUGUUACUAAGAUGAUGCAGUACAUGCUGAUAUUGGCAUUCUUUGUCUUAUUGGAUUUUGUGAAUAACGCAAAUGCUGGGAUAACAAGUUCUUUUAUUAGGUCUGAAUGGCCAUCCAUUGAUAUCCCUCUUGACAAUGAAGUAUUUGCUGUUCCUAAGGGGUAUAAUGCACCACAACAAGUGCAUAUAACUCAAGGUGACUACAAUGGAAAAGCUGUAAUUAUCUCUUGGGUGACACCUGAUGAACCAGGGUCCAGCAAAGUGCAAUAUGGUGUGUCGGAGAAUAAAUAUGAUUUCAUUGCUGAGGGAACAGCGAGAAACUAUACCUUUUAUCAAUACAAGUCUGGUUACAUUCAUCAAUGUCUCAUUGAUGACCUUGAGUAUGACACCAAAUACUACUACAAGAUUGGGGAUGGUGAUUCUUCUCGGGAAUUUUACUUUCAAACACCUCCAAUUAUCAAUCCAGAUACGCCCUAUAAAUUCGGAAUAAUCGGUGACUUGGGGCAGACCUAUAAUUCCUUGUCUACUCUUGAGCAUUUCAUCCAGAGUAAAGCCCAAGCUGUCUUAUUUGUUGGAGAUCUUUCUUAUGCUGAUAGAUAUCAAUAUAAUGAUGUUGGUAUACGGUGGGAUUCAUGGGGUUGUUUCGUUGAGAAAAGUACAGCAUAUUUGCCAUGGCUAUGGUCUGCUGGAAAUCACGAGAUAGAGUACAUGCCUUACAUGGGGGAAGUCACUCCUUUCAAAUCUUACCUUCAUCGAUACCCUACCCCUCAUUUGGCCUCCAAAAGCAGCAGUCCUCUCUGGUAUGCUAUCAGACGUGCAUCUGCUCAUAUAAUUGUGCUAUCCAGCUAUUCUCCUUUUGUGAAAUACACACCCCAGUGGGAGUGGCUCCAUCAAGAACUCAAGAAUGUCAACCGGGAGCAGACGCCUUGGCUCAUCGUUCUCAUGCAUGUCCCACUCUACAACAGUAAUGAAGCACACUUCAUGGAAGGUGAAAGUAUGCGAGCAGUCUUUGAGAAGUGGUUCAUCCGUUACAAAGUUGACAUAAUAUUUGCUGGCCAUGUUCAUGCUUACGAAAGAUCGUAUCGAAUUUCAAAUAUUCAGUACAAUGUAUCAAGUGGCGAGCGAUAUCCCAUAGCCGACAAAUCUGCCCCCGUUUACAUAACUGUUGGAGAUGGAGGAAAUCAAGAAGGUCUUGCUGCAAGGUUUAGAGAUCCACAACCAGAUUAUUCUGCAUUUAGAGAAGCCAGCUUUGGGCAUUCAACAUUGGAGAUAAAGAAUAGGACUCAUGCAUUCUACCAGUGGAACCGAAAUGAUGAUGGAAAUAAAGUGGCAACUGAUGCAUUUGUAUUACACAAUCAAUACUGGGCAAGCAAUCCGAGACGGAGAAAACUGAAGAAGCAUCAUCUUAGGAGUGUUGUUGGGUGGAUAGCCAGUACUGAUAAGGAAUGCGAUAACCUUUAAAUAGCAUUUUCAUAGACAUUCACCAACGCUGAUUUAGCUGCAAGAAAACAACUGAAGCAACUUGUAUCAGUAAUCUACCCAAAGAAGUGGAGUGAGUUGCUUUCUUGAAUGGUAAAUGGUUACUGAAAGUUCAUUUGUUCCGAGAGCCAUAAUGCUUCAUUGUAAUGCCUCUCUGCAUUUCAAUAGUUAGUCUUCGGUGCCUGUUGACGGACACCAUUAUGUUGCAAUGGUUGAGAACAUGAAGCUGACAUUAAACAGUGCUUGCUGGAAUUUUUAUCUGA
Messenger RNA from Ricinus communis (castor bean), 2046 nucleotides. RefSeq names its product bifunctional purple acid phosphatase 26. The transcript has 10 exons. Gene Ontology annotation, molecular function: protein binding; acid phosphatase activity; metal ion binding. Bases 299 to 1765 code for a protein of 488 amino acids. The record is from RefSeq and is a predicted model, not a curated record. NCBI's taxonomy places the organism in Eukaryota, Viridiplantae, Streptophyta, Magnoliopsida, Malpighiales, Euphorbiaceae.